AUGUCUAGGGAUGAACGCCAGCAGGAGCCAGCACAGGCCACACAGCAACCCCUGAAACGUACAUUUCACGGUUGUUUGACAUGUCGAAAGAGAAAAGUCCGGUGCAAAGGAGGCGAUCCCUGCCAAAACUGCGCUCGCAUGAACAUCACCUGCCACAGUUCGUUUGACACCAACCUUCGCAUCCGCGUGUCAACACCGACAGGUCAGAGGGAUGUAGACGUAGGGGCCACAUCCAGCCGGUCGUCCAGACCAACGCCUCCAAAUCAACAGCAGUCCCCGCCCCAGCACCAGCACCAAUACCAACACCAGCAGCAGCAACCAGCCCAAUAUCAACCAGAGCCCAUGCCGGCAUUCAUGACCUUUGACGGACACAGCCAGUCCUUCCUCCCCGAAGACCCCAACCACUUUGCCGGGUAUCCAACGUCUGCGACCAUCGGUGGACCGUCCACUUCAUACGCUCCAGUCCCCCCCGUGACCCAUGUAAACUUUGACAUGGCAUCGGCAUCGGUAUCGAUUGCCAGCUCGAGUACCACCGGGAUUCCGGAUAUGGCCCAGCUCCAGUAUCAGCAGUAUCCGGAUGCUGCCGCUUGGGAAUAUGACUACCCUUAUGACCCGAACGACCCCAACAACCUUGGCUAUGACUAUGACGCCGCGAUGGACAUGAGCAUGCAAGCUCUCCUACCCGACGACAUGCAGCAUAGUCAUCAGGAUGCUGGUGGGUGGUACGGAUAUCCGGCGCAGGGACCGUCGGGCCAGCAACAGAAUUGGCGGUAA
This is a messenger RNA of Neurospora hispaniola, 774 nucleotides long. RefSeq lists its product as uncharacterized. The transcript has 3 exons. The record is from RefSeq and is a predicted model, not a curated record. NCBI's taxonomy places the organism in Eukaryota, Fungi, Ascomycota, Sordariomycetes, Sordariales, Sordariaceae. Gene Ontology annotation, biological process: regulation of DNA-templated transcription. Gene Ontology annotation, molecular function: zinc ion binding; DNA-binding transcription factor activity, RNA polymerase II-specific. Bases 1 to 774 code for a protein of 257 amino acids.